Molecule: messenger RNA, 662 nt
Organism: Tarenaya hassleriana
Lineage: Eukaryota; Viridiplantae; Streptophyta; Magnoliopsida; Brassicales; Cleomaceae
Exons: 2
Coding region: 119-514 (131 amino acids)
Source: RefSeq, a predicted model, not a curated record
CAAGGACCAAUGCAGAAUCAUCACAACAACAAAGAAUCUCGGUGUUGGUUUCUUCUCUGCUUUUUUGGUGGAUCAUAAACCCAUCUGAAGUGAAGAAGUUGUCUGAAAAUGGUGAGAGAUGGCAUCAACUAAACAGACAUUGAAGCUUCUCCUUGUCUUCUCCCUUUUCUUCUGCUACAAUCUGAAUCAUGCCAUUGUUACGGUUGUUGCUUUUGGACUAAACUCUCCUCAACAAAGCUCCAAGUCUGGUUAUGUUGAAGAAAGCAAGAACAUAGUGGAGAGAGACAGCGCACUUGAAGCUGCGAGGUUGGGAGGAAGAGGCGGUGGCGAAAACGGGAAUGUAGUGCAAACAGGUGGAGGAAUGGUUCCAGUUUAUGCAGCAGCUGGCGAGGCAAAGAACAAACACAGCAAAAAGGCUCAUCACAAAGGAGGCUGCACCAAUUGCAAGGCCAUGGAGCCUCCUCUUCUCGUUCUCCUCCUCUUCCUCACUUUCGCUGCCUCCUCCCUUUUGUAAUCCCUUCUCUAACCGUGUCAGUUUUCAUUUUGUCUUGUGUAUAUAUGUUCUGUGUUUAGGCCUCGUUUCCCGCAAUUAGAACUUUCAAUGUAGCAAUCAAUCUUUGAAGACAGUUUGUUUCAGUUUGAAUAAACAUGUUGUUGUGGUU